CACUGUCCCCGCGGCCUUUCUCUGCGACAGAAGCGGGCCAGGCGCCUCGGUCGCUCUGCCCCACCGCCCCCAGGCGCAAGGCCCAGCCAGCCAUCCUUCUAUUUCCGCCCCCGCCCCAUAUAAACGGAGGGGAACAGCAGGCACCCAGGGGCAAAAUCAGAGGCCUUUGUGCCGCGAAAGAGAGGUGCUGGAAAUCCACAGCGAUAGUAACGAUGAUGUCUCUGCUUGUGGAAGUCAGAAGGCCAUGGUGGGAGCCUGGCAGGGAACGCCUUCGCCUGGGAGUAUCUGCCCAGUGUGCUAUUUCUCCUGGUUCGUAUGUGACAAAGGGAUCUGUUAACAACAACCAUGGCAUCUGAAUUAGAGAACCUAAAUCCUAGUGCCAGAAUAAUGACAUUUCAUCCCACUAUGGAAGAAUUCAAAAACUUCAGCCGAUACAUUGCAUACAUAGAGUCUCAAGGAGCCCAUAGAGCUGGAUUGGCAAAGGUUGUCCCUCCUAAGGAAUGGAAACCGCGCAGAUGGUAUGAUGAUAUUGAUGAUGUGAUAAUCCCUGCUCCCAUUCAGCAAGUUGUCACUGGCCAGUCAGGCCUCUUCACACAGUAUAACAUCCAGAAGAAAGCUAUGACAGUCCGGGAGUUUAGGAGGAUAGCAAAUAGUGAUAAGUAUUGUACACCUCGGUAUACUGACUUUGAAGACCUUGAACGCAAGUACUGGAAGAAUCUCACAUUUAAUGCUCCAAUCUAUGGUGCAGAUGUUAAUGGCACACUCUAUGACAAGCAUGUAGAUGACUGGAAUAUUGGUCAUCUGAAUACAAUUUUGGAUGUAGUGGAGAAUGAAAGCGGCAUUACCAUUGAAGGUGUUAAUACACCUUAUCUCUAUUUUGGAAUGUGGAAAACUUCCUUUGCCUGGCACACUGAAGACAUGGACCUUUAUAGCAUCAACUACCUGCAUUUUGGGGAACCCAAGUCAUGGUACUGUGUUCCUCCAGAACAUGGGAAGCGACUGGAACGUCUUGCUAAAGGGUUCUUUCCUGGAAGUGCCCAGAACUGUGAAGCUUUCCUCCGUCACAAGAUGACUUUGAUUUCUCCGUCAAUACUGAAGAAAUAUGGCAUUCCAUUUGACAAGGUGACCCAAGAAGCUGGAGAAUUUAUGAUAACCUUUCCUUAUGGAUAUCAUGCUGGCUUUAAUCAUGGGUUCAACUGUGCUGAAUCGACUAAUUUUGCCACACUCAGGUGGAUUGAGUAUGGAAAGCAGUCUGUUUUAUGUUCGUGCCGAAAGGAUAUGGUCAAAAUCUCUAUGGAUGUCUUUGUAAGGAAAUACCAGCCAGAUCGCUACAAACUCUGGAAAGCAGGAAAGGAUGUGACUGUCAUUGAUCACGCUCUCCCAACACCAGAAGCAGCUGAGUUCUUCAAGGGAGAGCUCCUCCAGAAAGUUAAAAAUGAGAAGCACUGUCCUGAUGACACUGAACUAGAGGAGGAAUGCAGUGCAGAUGGAGAUAUUGAGAAGAAGAGUAUGCCCAAGCACCGCAUUGGAACCAAACGGCAUCGUGUCUGCUUGGAGGUUCCUCACGAGGUGAGCCAGAGUGAGGCCUUUCCCAAGGAGGAGCUUGGUCCAGUGCAGUUUGAAAUGGAUGUGGCAGAAUCCCCAGUAGGACCUGCUAGAGAACCUGUGCAGCAAGGGGAACAAGGAAUUGCACUUCCAGAAUAUGGAGAUUCCUCAGAAGUAAAGUUUGAAGAACUAAAAAAUGUCAAACUGGAUGAUGAAGAGGAAGAGCCCGAAGCAGCUGUUUUGGAUCUUUCUAUUUCCCAUUCUGUGACUUCAACUGGCAUAAAGCUGCAGAGCUCUGUUUCCAGCCUUCAGUCUGAUUCUCCAAUGGGUUCUGGUUCAUCAGAUUCUGAACCUUCCGAUCUUUCCAGACAGGAUCUGGAGCAACCUGAGGUGCUCAUGGUGCACAGUUAUGCUAAAGAAGAAGUCAAUGACAUGAGCAGUGAGCGGCCAUCGGGGAAAAAAGCUAGUGCUACAACCAGAGUGAAUGAACAGGAUCUUGCAAAAAUGGCGAAGGAGUACAUAAGAUCAGUAAAGGAUCACAAGAAGUCAAAAGGGCGUCGGCAGCCUUUGAGCAAACUUCCUCGGCAUCAUCCACUUCUGGUUAAAGAUGGUCUCAGUGAUGAUGAAAUGUCAGAACAACUGAACCCUGAAGAAGAAGCUGAGGAGACAGAAGCGUGGGCAAAGCCACUAGGCCAACUGUGGCAGAAUCGCCCUCCAAACUUUGAAGCAGAAAAGGAGUAUAAUGCAGCCAUGGCGCAGCAGGCUCCCUACUGUGCGGUCUGCAUGCUGUUUCAAACCUACCAGGCAGAUUGUGGAGGCCAGAGUUCACAGGUAGUUCUAGAUGCUGGUGGCAAGAUGAGAACAAAACCCCUGAUUCCCGAAAUGUGUUUUACUACCACUGGUUGCAGCACAGAUGUCAGUCUUUCUACUCCUUAUUUGGAAGAAGAUGGCACCAGUCUUUUGGUUACCUGCAAGCGCUGUCGGGUUCGUGUACAUGCCAGCUGUUAUGGUGUAGCCCCUGAGAAGGCAACUGGAGACUGGAAGUGCUCUAGAUGCAGAGCUAAUGCUUUGGAAGAGGAUUGUUGUUUAUGUUCACUUCGAGGAGGUGCACUUCAAAGAGCUAAUGGCAACAAGUGGGUCCAUGUUAUGUGUGCGGUGGCAGUUUUGGAGGCCAAAUUUGUGAAUAUUGCAGAACGCAGUCCAGUAGAUGUCAGCAAAAUACCACUGCAGCGCUUCCGACUGAAAUGCGUAUUCUGCAAGAAGCGACGAAAGAGAACUGCUGGCUGUUGCAUGCAGUGCUCUCAUGGCCGUUGUCCUACAUCCUUCCAUGUCAGUUGUGCACAGGCAGCUGGAGUCAUGAUGCAACCCGAUGACUGGCCAUUUGUGGUCUUUACAACUUGCUUCAGGCACAAAAUCCCAUCCCAAGCAGAGCGAGCUCUACAGGAUCUUGUUGUGGGGCAGGCAGUUAUCAGCAAGCAUAAGAAUGGGCGUUUCUAUCAGUGUGAAGUGAUCAAUCUGACCAAGGAAACCUUUUAUGAGGUCAACUUUGAUGAUGGCUCCUUCAGUGACAACCUAUACCCAGAAGACAUUGUGAGUCGAGACUGUGCCCAACUGGGCCCUCCAGCUGCAGGAGAAGUUGUUCAAGUGAGAUGGACAGAUGGACAGAUCUAUGGAGCUACAUUUGUAGCCUCACAUGUCAUCCAGAUGUACCAGGUUGAGUUUGAAGAUGGAUCUCAACUGAUGGCAAAGAGGGAUGAUGUCUACACACUUAAUGAAGAGCUUCCCAAAAGAGUGAAAUCCAGACUGUCUGUUGCCUCCGACAUGCGCUUCACAGAAAUCUUCACAGAGAAAGAGGUGAAACAAGAGAGAAAAAGACAGAGGGUGAUCAACUCACGUUACCGGGAGGAUUACAUUGAACCUGCAUUGUACCGGGCCAUUAUGGAGUAGAAUCAAGAGUGGUUACCCUCAAAUGGAUCCCAGCACUCCAACACAGCAGAGGCCAAACAGACUGUCUUCACAUCCAGGGUUUUUGUUUUUUGAGAUAAACUUGCCUGAUUUCUGCAGCACCUUGAUGGUAGUUGUCAAGUAAUAGAAUGGAUUUGGCUGUCCUGAUAGACUCCCAAGUGCAGGACAUGGGAGAAUUUCUUUGAUUUCCCGAACCAGUUGGUUCGCACCAGCUUGAUGGCUGCACCUUUGAUACUGAGAUUUUGCGCAUGAACUCUUCUCAGCCAGAGGCCUCUUUUCAGCACCAUCCUAGGAAGCAAGCCAGACAGCAGCAGCACUACAUGUACACCCAGGAAAUAUCAUUGGAUCGAAUGUCUGGCUCUGGAGCGUUUCCUAACUCACCUUGCCUACAGAAAGUUGGCAGUGGCCCUGGUGUUUGACAAUGAAUCCCUUUUUAUAUUUAUAACUGUUUUUGUCAUGAGCACGUGUUUUUUUAAUUGUCGCCUUCCUGAGGAUACAGUUGAAGAAGAGGGAGGGGCACAGAUUAGCUUUCUUUAGUUCCAACUUCCCAAACCUUUUAUUAAUGCUUUUUGUCCCUAUUUUGUAUUCAAAGACUUAUUUACUCAUUGCUUAAUUGUAAUAGUAUGUGCCUAUGUAAUAGGAAACUGUUUGGAGCCAUUUUAGCAUUGUGCAUUCUUCAGGCAAGGGAAUUCUGGGAAGUGCCCUUCCUUAUAAUAACAGCAGGAAUUCCAUACCAUGCUCCUCUUAAGAAUGCCACAAAUUAGGCCCAGGUAUGCAGCAAAGAUGUUUUGGAAAAUUAUCUUCAUUUUAUCUCACAGGCAGUGGCUCCAGUUUAUGCGACAAUUGGUAUUUCCGUUCAGAAGCUUUGCAGUGCUUUUGUCCACAGCCACACUGUUAAGAGUAGCAGUAGGACGUAAAUGAAUUUACUCCUAUCCUAUUUGAGGAAGAGCUGGAGGAAGGCCAAGAGGUCUAAUUUCAGGGUUCAGUGGGCUUCCAUGCUAUAUAGCUAUGGAGAAAUAUUCUAUUCAUAUGUGUUACAGAAAAAGUGCAAAGUUUGUUUUGUAACUGUAAAUGUGCCCUUGGAGCCAUUGUGAAAAUACUGAGUAGCUCAUAUGAUUGUCAACAUAUACCUUUUUUAGUAAAGGUGUAGGGCUCUAUCUUCCCAACCAAGUAUAUUUCUUACUGAAUAAUGAUAUUAUGUAGCAUAUUUCUAGGGGUGGUGACCAUGUUAGGCAGCGGAAUAUAGAAGUCUGUUUUCUUAGGCAGGGGAGGUGGGUAAGACCAAUGUUUAUGGUUAGCUAUGCUGCAGUCUAAAUUAUAAUUUCUAAAAAAGAAAUUAGUCCUAAAUUUGAAAGUUUGUCAAUCUACAUCUGUAAUGAAGACCUUUUUGCUGGCUCUUCUUUCCCUUUAAUAAGUUGGAAUUCUGGAUGCAAGAGGGGAAAUGCAAAUAUUAAUAAUCAGUAUUUACCUAUUCUGUGUAUUACUGUACAGUUUGAACUGGUAACAUUCUCUGGGAUUUGAAUUGUUUUUAGAAGCACAGUGUAUGUGAGAUCCUUUUUUGAAAUAUUGUCUGUUGCAAAACAGAUAGAAUAACAAACACAUCCUGUAAACCAUAAAAUCAUAGCAAGUGAGAGUUCACAUUUCACUUCUCUCUGUGCCUGCCUGAGUGGCACAUUCUCAGAUGAGUGAAUUUUACUGUGAAUAUCUAUUUGCUCCCUUCCUACCUUUUAUCAAGUGUUUUGUCCCAUCUGGUGGGGCUAGAGGGCAUACUCUGGGGACACUUUGGUGUUGGGCAAAAGCCAUGUCAAGUAAUAUAUAUCCUCUGACAGUAUUGCUCUGAUUCCCUCAGGUAUGUUCUUACUUAUUAGCAGAGGCACAUUGUCUGAGUCUGGAAGUUACUGCUAUCCAAUCUGGAGGCUAUUGCAUUUCCAACAUCCUGAGUCAUGACGGAUUGUGUUUUCUGAACAUCUUGCUCAGCAACAUUUAACUGUGCAACAUGAUAUACAUUGAAAUCCUUCUGUUGGCUUAUGUCUAAAUGUGCUUCAUUUGUCAUUUUGCCUCAGCUUUAGGAAUGGACUUUUCUGUAUUUAUUCUGAAACUGAAUCACGACUUUAAACAGCAAGGCACUAAAUAUAGGAGACUUUUCCUGUUCCAAAUUAGGUUUUAAUUGAAAAUGAAAAUGGGCAUAUUUCACCACAAUAAUAUAUAUGCUUUGAUUAUAACUGUACAGUGGGCCUUUGUAUAGGUUUUUAUGAAUCCAUAUCAGGUUGAAUACAUCAGUCCGUCUCUAAAAUUGUAUUUAUCUUCUAGGGGAAAAACAAAAUAGUAGUUGGAUAUGGAUUAAGUGUAAACCUAAGAUUUUAAAUAUAGUGUGCAAAAAAUAUGUAAAUGCUUAUACAUACUGGGUGAUCCAACACACUUUGUGAGAAAAGUCUAAAAAUCUUGUCAGGAUUUUACCAAAAACCCUUUAUCUCCCAAAUGCUCUUUUCUCUCUGGAGAGUGCAUUUGUUGCUUUCAUUCAGAUCAAUGAGCUACAUUUAUUUCUCUCAACUCAGACUACAUCAGUGUAAUAGCAAACUGAGAGUCUGUUUUUCACUGAUUGUCGAUUAAUUUUAUAUCUGAUGCAAUAACGGGGAAAUUCCUCCUUGAUAUUUUAAUAGGCUUUUAAGGAGUCAAACUCCACUUUCGUACCAUAUCUCCCCCCUUCACCCACCCCCUACACACAUUCAGUAAAGAGCUCUGAAUUAAGAUACAACAGACUCAGUAUGAAUUGUAAGAGCAGGAUGAACUGAUGCCCCUUUUCCAAAUUGAACUCCAAUAAUUUUUGACCUGUUUGAAAUAGUACUGGUUUUGGAAUGGCGAUGUGAGAUGGAUAAAAGAUAGGCAGCUUUUAUGUAUUGUUUUCAUCCUGAUCUAGUAAUAUAAUUUUGAACUAGAUUCAACUGAUUAAAUCUGAAACACUUUAA
Anolis carolinensis (green anole) is the source of this 6476-nucleotide messenger RNA. It is a transcript of the gene kdm4a, whose product is annotated as lysine demethylase 4A. Gene Ontology annotation, biological process: regulation of gene expression; chromatin remodeling. Gene Ontology annotation, molecular function: histone H3K36 demethylase activity; histone H3K9 demethylase activity. Gene Ontology annotation, cellular component: nucleus; chromatin. The record is from RefSeq and is a predicted model, not a curated record. The transcript has 22 exons. The coding region runs from base 346 to 3492 and encodes 1048 amino acids. Lineage: Eukaryota; Metazoa; Chordata; Lepidosauria; Squamata; Anolidae.